Molecule: messenger RNA, 1467 nt
Organism: Gloeophyllum trabeum ATCC 11539
Lineage: Eukaryota; Fungi; Basidiomycota; Agaricomycetes; Gloeophyllales; Gloeophyllaceae
Exons: 2
Coding region: 1-1467 (488 amino acids)
Source: RefSeq, a predicted model, not a curated record
AUGUCGUACGCCACUGGACUACAUCGAGCUCUACUGACGAUCGGAAAGAACAAUCUCCCGCCCAAGAGCCUGGAGAAGUUCCGGCUAAUGGGCCGGAAGGAGCGGCUGGUCCGCAAGUUAGUCGCCGCUUUCCUGGUCGGUGUCGAGAAGCAGGCUGAGGAGCGCGAGCGCCUGGCGGACUGCGAAGAAGUCGUAGUUGAUGCUGAAGAUGAUACAGCGGACGGCGACGGUGAGGUGCAGAUCGCAGAUAAAGCCAUCGGUAACGACGAUCCCAUCGAUGCCCCGGAGGCCCUCGAAGAUGCCACAGAGAAACCCGGCCGCCCCGAUGAGUUUUCUGAGGAACCACCGACUGUCUCCCUCGAAGAGGGCAAUGCCGCCCGUUCCCCUGCCGUGGCUACGGGAGGCUCCCUCCCAUCUUCACCGUCGCCUGCCCGAAGCUCGCCGUUCCGCGAGCUUGGCAACCUUUCGCCUUUGAAGCCAGUGGACGACGUCCUCGCGCGUUCUGCCGAGGAGAUUGGCGUGCUGACCACAGAGGAUGCGGAAGGCCCGGCGCAAGACACUUCAGCGACGCCGACCGUGAUCCUGAAAUGGGCGCCUUCCUCGACGCCUCUCCAACAGAUAUCGCCCAGUCUGCAUGUAAAGGUGGAACCUUCCGAACACGAGGCUCCGCUGCCAGCACACCACAUGCAGCAUCCUGUCCAGGAUAAUACAUAUAAUGAGCAGGCAACAGAGCACCUGCAACCGGUGGCAGCCCGACGGCCACCGCCGGAUUCCUUCGCCUGCCUCGCCAUCGGGAUGGGGCGAGCCCCGCGCGACGACUUCGAGCGCGAGGUCUACACCGAAGGCCUCGCGCGCGCGUACGCGCAGAUCCUCGCCCGGGAGAACCUCGCGUCCGACCUGGAAGAGCGCGGCAUCGAGCUCCCGCACAUCGAGGAUGACGGCGUGCUCAAGCCGCGCUGGGACAACGUGUGGGCGCUCGAACACGACGCGUACCAGGCAGUGUACGCGAACGCGUUCGCGGAGGUCCUCGCGCAGGAGGCGCUCGAGGAGGAGGCUGAGGACUCAGAUGACGAGGAGAGGCCGGUGGACCGGAUGGACCAGGACUGGAAGGUCCAGAUUCGGCGCCCGAGGUGCGUCAUCGAAGAGGUCGAGUUCGCGGAUGGGUCGGCCAUGGACAUCUCGUUCCAUGGGCCGGUAGACCCUAUGGAGUGCGAGGUGACCGAGGGUCCCGCUGGCAUGCCGGUGUCGAUUCUCGCGGGGCUAGACCAUGUCGACGAGGAGCCGAUGGACGUCGACUUGCCGGACCAAGCGGGCGACAUCGACAUCCGCGACGCGUCGAUGAUGUCGAUGGCACCUUUCGACUUUGCCCAGCCUAUCCAUCCCUUACAGGAUAUACUCGGCGCGUUUGGCAAUAUCAGCCUCUGGUCAAAAGACACCAUCGAAGUGGACGCGCACCUUGACUGGUAA